Molecule: messenger RNA, 2013 nt
Organism: Melanaphis sacchari
Lineage: Eukaryota; Metazoa; Arthropoda; Insecta; Hemiptera; Aphididae
Product: circadian clock-controlled protein-like
Exons: 6
Coding region: 601-1419 (272 amino acids)
Source: RefSeq, a predicted model, not a curated record
CACUACUGUACCGACAAGACGACGACAGUCUGUACGAGCCCCCGCGAUAUACUUUCACUAUCGUCGACAAACCGAUCGCACUCGUCGGCCAUAACGUCGCACCGUAACACGUCGCCGUCUUCCGUUCUCAUAACAUCAUAAUACAACGCAGUUAUUAUUCACCGUUGUAACGCCCACCUGUAGAGGUAUACAUUACUGUCGCGUAAAGAAGGAAAAAAAGCCAAAAGGAGAUUCCAGACGAAUUCUACGCUCCUUUUCGCGGUCUAAACGCCGUAUACCCGUAUAAUAUAUAUAUAUAUAUAUAUUAUAUAUCCAACGCGCGUAAUAUCGUCUCUCUUAGUGUUUAUUUAUUUGUAUUGUUGAUCAAUUCGCUUUUAUUUCUGUUAAAUCGUUCACAAUGAAUCGGCCGGCGCAUCCAUCCAUGUGUGCGGGACGAUUGGCUUAGAGACGACCGAUUUAAGUUAAGACGACCAACAUCGCAUUACGCACGGCAGCGUCGUAGUUGGCCGAACACUGCAGAGCACGACACGAUCAACUGCUAAAAAAGAAAAACAACACGUAAAUCCAUUAACAAGCCCUAUCACGCGUGCAGUUAGGAGGAUGGUGACUCAGUCGUACACAGCCACCGCCGAUCGUCCGAUGUCGCUGACACUUAUCAUCCGGACGUCUCUGUUGAUAACGACAAUCGCUACCUUUUCUCGGCCCGUCGAAGCCGUUCUUUCCGUGAACGCCACACCUGAAUACAUUCAUUCAUGUCGUAAGGCGGACGUUCAAUUCAAUAGUUGCAUAAAAGAAACGUUCAACCAUCUUCGUCCUUAUCUCAUUAAUGGAAUCGAAGAGCUUACCGUGCCACCGAUCGAACCAUUGGUUAUACCAAAAAUGCAAAUGGAAAACGGUCAUGGUGCAGUCAGAGUGAGGGCCAUACUCAGUAAUAUGACUAUACACGGCGCGAGCAACUAUACAGUUUUAAACGUCAGGAGUGAUAUGAAUAAGUACCGCAUAGACUUAGGACUUUUUAUACCGCACAUCGAAGCCACUGGAAACUACGACGUCAAUGGAAAUGUGUUACUGUUACCCGUUAGAAGUAGAGGAGAAUUUUGGGCGUCCUUCGAAAACGUAACGGCCUUAGCAAAAUUAUAUGGAGUUGAAGUGAAUAAAGAAGGAGUGAAAUUCAUGAAAACUGAAAGAUUAGGAAUUGGUUUCAAAUUGGAGAAAUCUGAUUUUAAAAUCAAAGAUUCCAUCAAUAUGCAAAACGUCAUAGGCGAAGCAAUGAACGUAUUUUUGAAUGAAAAUUCAGCAGAGAUUAUCGAAGAAAUGAAACCCGCCGCUUCGCAAGCCAUCGGCAAGCAUUUUAAAAAUUUCUUGAACAACGCGUUUUUACAAAUCCCACUUAAAGUGUGGCUAAAAGACUCUGAAUAAUUUUCAUGUCUAUUAUUUGUUUUGUAAUUUCCUUUACCUUUCCAAUACUAUAGUGAAUAGUUUUAUUUUUAAGCAUUAUAUUACGUAUAAUUUUAUUCUCAUAAUAUAAUAUAUACUUUUAUACUCGUAUAAUAUUUAUUUAAGUUACCACAUUCUAAACAAAUAUUAACAUAGAAUUUCUAUUAUGUAGACUAUUUACCAUUUAUAUUUGCCAUUUUGUAUAUAUAGGUAAAUUAUGCAUAAUAAUAUUAUAUAUUAUGUCGUCGUAUUUUUUGUACGGGUUAUUAUUUUAAGUUUUAACACUUUAGAAAAAGUGUUAUUGACAAUAUUACAUUAAUUAUAUAUUUAUAAUCUCCUAUUGAGUAUUAUUUUAGUUUUGAACUAAUUGUAUGUAUAUUAUAAGUAAACAUUUUUGAAAAUUAUAACGCGCUGCCGGGUAACAGUGCAAUACUGAAAUGGUAUGUUUAACAUUGCAUAUAAAUAAUUGUAUGUGCCAAAAGAAAAUAUAAUUCGUUAAAUUAUAAGGACGAAAUUUUUCUCAGGGAUUAUCACUGAUGAGACAUUUUAUAAAUAUAAUGUUUUUUUUUUAUUUUA